AUGUUAAAUAUUACUCCCAUUAAUAUUGACAAAUGGCUAUCGGAGAAUAGUCAUUUGUUGAAGCCACCAAUUAACAACUAUUGUUUACACCAUGAUGGGUUCACAGUGAUGAUCAUUGGGGGGCCGAAUGAGAGGACUGAUUAUCACAUUAAUCCAACGCCAGAAUGGUUUCAUCAGAGAAAAGGAUAUAUGACACUUCGUGUUGUGGAUGAGUCCUUAUCAGGAGACGCAAAAUUUAUAGAUAUUAUCAUAAAUGAGGGUGAUUCAUAUUUACUAGCAGCAAAUGUUCCUCAUAACCCUGUUCGUUAUGCAGACACUAUUGGUAUCGUAGUUGAACAGAACAGACCUAAAGAUCAAUUGGACCAUUUACGUUGGUAUUGUCACAAUUGUAAGGAAAUUGUUUGCCAAAUGGAUUUCUAUAUGGAGGACUUGGGUACUCAAGUGAAGGAAGGGGUCUUGGCUUUUGAAGGCGAUAUUGAGAAAAGAACAUGUAAAAAAUGUGGCACUUUGAAUUUCUCUAAACCUCAAUGA
Messenger RNA from Tetrapisispora phaffii CBS 4417, 531 nucleotides. It is a transcript of the gene BNA1, whose product is annotated as 3-hydroxyanthranilate 3,4-dioxygenase. NCBI's taxonomy places the organism in Eukaryota, Fungi, Ascomycota, Saccharomycetes, Saccharomycetales, Saccharomycetaceae. The transcript has a single exon. Gene Ontology annotation, biological process: 'de novo' NAD+ biosynthetic process from L-tryptophan; quinolinate metabolic process. Gene Ontology annotation, cellular component: cytoplasm. Gene Ontology annotation, molecular function: iron ion binding; 3-hydroxyanthranilate 3,4-dioxygenase activity. The record is from RefSeq and is a predicted model, not a curated record. The coding region runs from base 1 to 531 and encodes 176 amino acids.